Nakaseomyces glabratus is the source of this 2211-nucleotide messenger RNA. It is a transcript of the gene GID11, whose product is annotated as Gid11p. Gene Ontology annotation, molecular function: protein binding. Lineage: Eukaryota; Fungi; Ascomycota; Saccharomycetes; Saccharomycetales; Saccharomycetaceae. The record is from RefSeq and is a predicted model, not a curated record.
AUGACGAUAGAUGACACGAGCAGGCGGUUUGAAGAGGAUGAUGCUUCGGCGCCUGUGUUUGACAAGGUGUACCAGAAUUACAUGAUGCCGGGGCUGGAGUUGUAUGAUGCGCGGGUGACGAUAAACCACUGGCAGCUGCGAGACUGUAUCAAGCCGUCCUCGGGAAACCACAGCAAGCUGUACUACAUAUACGACCACUCGAUCCGUGUUCUGGACACUGAUCUGGAAGGGCUGCGGAGUUACCGGUCGCACAGGAUGUCUGAGAGCCAUGUCUCAGGGUCAGAAGGGGAGAAGAGGCGGCUGUCGUCCAAGCUGAAGAAGGAUGUCGUGUCGUAUAGGAACAGGGACAUGCUGAAGGGAAACCUGAACGUGCCUUCAGAGAAGCUAGUCGAGUUUUAUUUCAAACCGCGUUGCUUCACAGAGCUUAACGGGCUAACUGCUUGUGGUGGUCUUGUGGGUUCGGAUGACAGAGGGUUCCCAACCAACUGGAACAGACUGAAUCAUAAUGCCGGUGCUACGAGUCCGCCCACAGACAGAAACGCCACCUCUGUGGCUGGGAGUAACAUAAAUACACAGAACACCACAGACUCCUCACCUCCAGCUCAGCCUAUCAAAUUGGCUAGGCGAGAUGUGCUCUUGGAUCGCAGCAAUUACAGCAACCCAAAUAUUUGGAAAGGUAUAUUAUCAUUGUACAACCAAAACACUAACGUUUCCAUGACUUUCGUACUGGGCCAAUUCAUCAACAACUGUGUGACUUUAAAUGAUAGAUCGAACAACCAGUAUGACCUUUACACUUGCAACAACGACGGCCACAUGUACCAAUGUGAUAUCAGCAACAGAGACGUUCAGCUUGUAAGAAGAUUCUCUGAUUUGAAGUUUCCUUUGAAUAAUGCGGCUUUAUCGCAUGAUUCAAAGACUAUGAUUGUUUCCGGUGACUCAAACAAAUUUGCCAUUUACAGACAAGAGAACCUAUCAGAACAGUUCACCUUAAAUUACGACAACCAAGCACAAUGGGGUAACUCUCACUCCAAGAUCAAAAGAAUUCACAGAUACUCUUCUGGAGACAACACCGGUUACAUCGAUAAUAUAUUCGAAGCUCCAAACGGAGACCACGGCUUUUACAACUCGUUCUCUGAAAAUGACUUGCAAUUUGCAACGUUGUUCCAGAACGGGGUGUGUCUGAUAUAUGAUGUUAGAAGACUAGAUUCCCCGCUAGCUGAGAUAAGUUCCACAAGACCGCACUCACAUAAUGGUGCAUUCAGGGUCUGCAGAUUUAGUUACGGCUUGGAUGACCUAUUAUUCAUUUCUGAGCAUCAGGGUAGAGUUCACGUUGUCGACACAAGAAAUUUUGUCAAUCAUCAAAUAAUCCUAAUACCAGAUAAAGUUACACCACCAAUGGAUACCGAGGACCAGAACACUUAUAAUACAACACAAAGUACACAACAACAAGCAGCAGACUACCAAAGCUCAGUUUCAAACUAUAUGUCUACCUAUAAUAAUGCUAGGAGAAGAUAUUCUUUCCCUUCAGUUGGAGUGAAAAAUUGGGAACCAUGGAUUACACCUGCAAAUUAUAUUCCAUUACAAUACUUAGAACCCAAGAUUUUACCUUUCCCUAAAGUUAUUGAUAAACUAACUAAUGAGAGCAUUAUUAGUCAUUAUAAUUCUUCGCAAUAUGGCUCAUCUCGCCAAAAUUCGGGAUCUUAUUACGCCGCAUCUACAGAUAGUGAUAAUAGGGUGUCUAAGCGCAGAGAUGCAAGAAACUCUUUCAGGAUCAGACGUGUAUCAACAUCAUCUAAGCGAACUAUCCCUCAAGAAGGAAACAACAGUGGUUUACUAAGAGCUCAGAAUCAGCAAACCAACCAGCAACAAGAGCUACAUACCAGUUCUGGAUCUUCAAAUGGUAAUACAGUAUUCGACGACGACGAUAUAUAUGAUGCAUAUCAGGACGUCAAUACAAAUGAAAAUAUGUACCCUCUCAGCGGUAGAUUCGAACCCACUAUUAAUGAAAUUAGUGGCAGAUACAACCCCGUUAAUAACACUGUAGUUGAUUAUUCAAGUACAGAUUUCACAGAAGAAAACAAUAUUUCAGGUAUCGACUGGGUUGAGGAUCGUAACGGAAGCUCUUUGAUCAUCGGCACAGACUAUGGUAUCAUGAGAUGGAAUAUCAAUUCAUGGGCUAGGAGAAGCUUUUCAAGCUAUGAUUUCUGCUGA